AUGGCAUGGGUAUCCCCUCCAUCGCCAUCAUGUUACACGAGCUCAUCAAGCUCCUCUACCAUGCUCGCUGCACUGAUGUUACCAUCAUUCGCAUUGGGACCUCCGGUGGAUUAGGCCUCGAGCCUGGCACGGUUGUUGUCACCAAGCAGUCAGUAGACGCCACCUUCCUGCCCAGGUUGGAGCAGGUCAUCCUGGGGAAUACUGUGGUGCGCAGCACGGACCUGCACCAAGGUCUGGCUGAAGAGCUGCUCCAGUGUAGCAAGGACCUGGGUCAAUUUGAGACGGUCAUCGGAAACACUAUGUGUACAAUGGAUUUCUAUGAAGGACAAGCACGUCUGGAUGGGGCUUUCUGCUCCUACACAGAGAAGAAGCAGGACUACCUGACCAAGGCCUAUGAGUCUGGGGUUCGUAACAUCGAGAUUGAGUCUUCUUGUUUUGCUGCCAUGUGUCAACUCAGCGGUCUGAAAGCGGCCGUGGUGUGUGUGACGCUAUUGGACCGUCAGAAAGGUGACCAGCUGAACAGCUCUCAUGAAGUUCUCCACAGCUACCAACAACGUCCUCAGAUACUGGUCGGUCACCUGAUCAAGAAGAUGCUCCAAGCCUCAGCCUCUAGCAGAAGCUAGGCUCUUGCAUUUUAGCUUUCUGAUGUUAUGUGACUUAUGAAAGGUCUCUUGUACACAGAGUAUACAAAACAUAAAGAUCACUUUCCUAAUAUGAGUUACCCCCCCACAACUUUGCUGUUCUUGACAAACAACGGUGCUCCAGGCACCUACUACCAUGACCCGUUCAAAGGCACGUUUGUCUUGCCCAUUCACCAUCUGAAUGGCACACAUAGACAAU
This is a messenger RNA of Salvelinus sp. IW2-2015, 840 nucleotides long. The record is from RefSeq and is a predicted model, not a curated record. NCBI's taxonomy places the organism in Eukaryota, Metazoa, Chordata, Actinopteri, Salmoniformes, Salmonidae.